AUGCCACCAAAAUCUAAAACGAAGGGAUCUACGAAGAAGCCGACGACAGUGGCGGGGAAGAAGGCUGCCAAAGAUCUCAAGAAAGCGUCGAAAGCACCCAAGAAGGCCACUAAGAAAACCGCGAAGAAGGUCCCGAGAUCCACCACCACAAAAUCUGCGAAAUCCGUAAAAAGCAAAAGAUCGGGAGCAUUGUCGAAGAAGCCCAAGCAACAGACACCGGCAAAGAGCACGAAACAGACUAGGAAAGCCGCUUCGAAGAAACCCCUGUCGUCCGCUGUCAGAUCCAGGUCGAAAGGUGCAAUCAAACCUCCCCCAGCAGCUCCGUCAGCGCCAACUAAGAAAGCACCGGCGCCCAAGCCGCAGCCGGCGCCCCAAGCGGGGCCGUCAUCGUCGGCGACUCGAGCUGCUCCAUCUGCGGCGCAACGCCAACCACAGCAACAAAAGCCGCAACAACAGCAGCAACAACAGCAGCAGCAACAGGCCUACUCCGGACAGCAGGCGUAUGGAACGCAGCAAGCUUACGGUGCCCAACAGGCCUACGGUGCACAACAGGCCUACCCAGGACAGCAGGCUUACGGGACGCAGCAAGCUUACGGCGCUCAACAGCCCUACGGCGCCCCUCAGACCUACGGGGCACAGGAGGCCUACGGGGCCCAGCAAGCCUACCCCACACAGCAAGCCUACGGGGCGCAGCAAGCUUACGCGGGUCAACAAGCUUAUCCCGCGCAGCAAGCUUAUUCUGCGCAGCAAGCUCAACAGGCGUACGCAGCGCAACAGGCUCAGCCGGGGUACCCGGCAGCUCAGGCCCAAGCUGCUCAAGCGGGUCAGCCAGCACAAGCGACUGCGCAGGCCUACCCAGGACAGCAGGCUCAAGACCCGACCGCAGCGCAAAUGUCAGCUUACGAGCAGCAGUUAAUGCAACAAUAUGGUGCUUAUGGGAUGCCAGCCGCGGCCGGUCAGGUUCUGGGAUAUCCUGAUAUGGGUGCAGGUGCACCCAUGAUUCUCAGCUCGUUGGGAGGGCCUUAUGGAAUGCUUUGCCCUUCGAUGGCGAAUGCCGGAUACGGAUUUCAAUCUUUCUACCAAACAGGCCAGUUCCAAUACGACCAAGCCGAUCCCUACGGCACCAUGGGAGGAGUGGCGGGAACGACUCCGCAGAUUGCGUCUGAAAGCGAACAAUUCGAUCCAUACGGAUUCCGAGCGUACGAUAUGUACGGUCAGCAAUACGGACAGCAAGCAGAUCCGAUGGCAGCCGCUGCGACGGAUCCUACGGCCGGUACGGCGCCUGCGGCUACCACCGAUCCGAGUGCCGCUGUGGAUCCGGCCGCAGCGCCCGUCGAGAGCCAAACCCCUGCCGACAUGCAGCAAUACAUGCCGCAAUGA
Messenger RNA from Galendromus occidentalis (western predatory mite), 1380 nucleotides. Its product is annotated as RNA polymerase II degradation factor 1-like. The coding region runs from base 1 to 1380 and encodes 459 amino acids. The record is from RefSeq and is a predicted model, not a curated record. Lineage: Eukaryota; Metazoa; Arthropoda; Arachnida; Mesostigmata; Phytoseiidae. The transcript has 2 exons.